AUGGAUGUGUUUGUGCGCUGUUCGUUUCAUAAGGUCAGAAGAUUGCGCGUGUGCCCAAGUCGAUGGUGCGUGCGUGUGUGUGUGUGUGUGUGUGUGUGUGUGUGUGUGUGUGCGUGUGUGUGUGUGUGUGUGUGUGUGUGUGUGUGUGUGUGUGUGUGUGUGUGUGUGUGUGUGUGUGACGGCAAGCGGCGGCUCGCACGACAUGUGGAUCGCUUCAUUUUUUCCAAUAUAUUCGAUUCAUCAAAGCGAAGCGAAGACGCCGCAGUCCGAUCUCUGCGCUGUCCUCUCCCACGCGCUUUUGAUCAAAACACCGACAUGGGUUUGUGCGAGUCCCGCGCUGCCAAGGACUUUGAUGACCUGCCCGUCGAGCUAGAUGGCUGGUACAACAGUCACGAGAGCAUCCGCUACGCCGAGCGCAACAUCCUGAAGGCCCUUGAUGUCAUUCGUCGCGAGGCAGAUUCCGGCCAGCUCGAAACGUGGAAGAUUGACAACUUUGUCACUUUCUGGCACCAAUUUGAAGACCAGGUGCACACACAUCACGAUCAUGAAGAGAACCUGUUUUUCCCUUGGAUCGAGACACGUGCCAAGCUCCCGCCCAAGAUGAGUAGCGAUCACGCCACUCUACUGGAACUCAUGGCCACGACCACCAAGGCGAUCUCCCAGUUGCAAGAAGCCAGUUCCAGCGAGCGAGCGCAAGCAGCUGCGCAGUGCAUCCAGAACAUGCAAGCCCUACAGCUUCAUAUGGAUGAGCACCUCAAGGAAGAGGAAGAUCAAGGCAUUCCAAUUGUUCGAGAUAACUUUACGUGGGCCGAAUAUCAGGCUGUCGAGAACAAAGUGGUCAAAGAAGCGCAGUGGUUUGAGCUGCCCCAACUAUUGAUGUACAUGGAAAAUGACAAAAAAUACGAAUGGAUGACCACGCAUGGCAUUCCAUCCUUUGUGCAAUACCUCAUCAUUCGCCCGCGCAUUGCGCGCUUCGAGACGGAGUGCCUGGCGCCCUUCCGCGCCAUCUACGACACUGCGUGA
Molecule: messenger RNA, 1023 nt
Organism: Monosiga brevicollis MX1
Lineage: Eukaryota; Choanoflagellata; Craspedida; Salpingoecidae
Exons: 8
Coding region: 1-1023 (340 amino acids)
Source: RefSeq, a predicted model, not a curated record